AUGCUCUCCGUUGACAAUGUUGAUGAUGUCGGUCCCCUCGGGCCAACAAACAUCACCACUAUUGCUAACGUUGGUGGUAUGGUUGAAGCCGAUACUCAUCGUGGACUCGUUGACGAAAAUGAUCCCGAAGGGGUCUUUGAGAUAACCGUUAAUGUAGGCGAACUGGGUAUCGCUGGAAAUCGUGCCUAUACCCUCCAUGCCUUGGCUUAUGAUGGAUCUCCUGACGGACCUGAUGCAAUGUAUGGUAAUCGGCAGACCGAUCUCUCACCGGAAAGCACAAUUCACGUCAAAAAUUACCUACGUCCAGACCCAACUGUUGUCCAAUUAACAGUUGAUGAUGGGACGGGGACGAACGUGGAUAGUGGCGGUCCGCAGGGAACGUUUAUGUUUGCAGGCUACACGCUUGAGCAGAGUUCGCCGCCUAUCAUGUCAAUCCGCUUGGAAGCGAAACGUGAAAGUGAUCCCGAAAGUGCAUGUGAAAUUAUCGGCACCGGCGAUGUUAGCAGCUCUGUUGACAUUGAAGAUGAUUCGCUACCCAAAGUUCUUUAUCAUCUUGCCGAGGCUGUUGAUGAAGAUAGCUCAGUCGUCGCUAUUGAUGCAACUUAUCCAGAGUUCUCAGUUGACAACGAUGAUGAUGUCGGACCGCUUGGUCCUACAAAUAUUGUCGAAGUAGCUACAACUGCUGGACCGGUUGAAGCCGAAGGUGGUUGGGAUGUAACACUUCCUGAUGUGGGUGAACUGGCUAACGGAACUUAUAGUUUCCACGCUGAGUCUGUUGACGCAUUUAAAAAUCCGCAGACCGAUGGGCUCUCACCCAAAAUCACGGUUAUUGUUGAAAACAGAUAUCGACCGGCUCCCGAAGUUUUGGCACUCAUAGUGGAUUCCGAAAGCAUUACACAGACGAACCCGGAUAGUGGUGCACCUCAGGGAACCAUCAUGCUUAACGCUUAUUCGCACGAGAUAAGUUCUCCGCCCACCACCUCUGUGAAGUUUGAGGUUAAACGUAAGAACGACCUGGGUCGUGCCUGGGCAGCCUCUAUCGGCACUGCCACUGGAAGUACUGAGACUACCGGAGUUUCAGACGCAACCUUCGCUGAUUUCAUUGGUGACUUAGCCAAUAGGGCAGUCAGUGCCGCAGAAGCGAGCGACGGUGGUAAUGCGACAGUUGUACCGAUCAGUCGAACCUAUCAAAUGUGGGCCAUUGACGUAGAUACAACAGCACUUGAAGAUACCAUUAUGAAGGAUAGCCUUGCAGCACGCGAUGCAUCUAAAGACGAUAACCGGUAUAUGGUCCGUGCGGUCCCGAUUGAAGAAGCAUCCGACUUUGAAGAUCCAGGGCCAUCCCCAGACGCUACAGCGAUGUUCUCGGUUGACAACGAUGACGAUGUCGCGCCUCUCGGUCCGACAAACGUUAGCGUAACAAACGUUGAGGCAACCGGCAGCGUCUUUGAAGACGCUGGAGAUGGCAGCUACACUGUCGGUGGACUCGUCGAUAAGUAUGACGAGGCCGUUAACGACGAGGCUGUUAACUCACCAUACCGACCGGUUCCUCAAGUUCUGGCAUUUACUGUCGGUGAUCCAACACAGACGAACCCGGAUAGUGGCGCGCCUCAGGGAACCAUUUCACUCUACGGUUACUCACCUGAGAUUACGUCGGCACCCACCACCUCUGUUGUUUUUGAAGUUAAACGCAAAAACGACACAGAGUGGAAAGCGGUCGGCACUGCCUCCGAAAGUAGUCCCGUUACUGCAGCUGACGAUGCAAAACUCGCAGCAGCGGACGUAGCGGAUGUUGCUGGAGAGAAUGUUGUAACCUCCGACACCUAUCAAAGAUGGAUGAUUGAGGUAGAUACAACAACGCUUGAAGAUAGCAUUACUGCUGACAGCCCUGGCGCACGUGAUCACACUAAGGACGACAACCAGUACAUGGUGCGUGCAACAGCAAUGGCCGAAGCAGAUGGAAGCGCAAAUCUAUCCGUAGAUGGCGUUACAGCAAUGUUCUCGGUUGACAAUGUUGACGAUGUCGCGCCUCUCGGUCCGACAAACGUUAGCGUAACAAGCGUUGAUGCAAUCGACAGCGUCCUCGAAGCCGCUGAAGAUGCAGCAGCUACACCGUUGGUGGUCUCGUUGAUAAAUACGACGAGGCUGUUCUAUCCCCUGUGGCGACCUUUACUCUUAAGCCGACAGCGGAUCGGAAAACCUACAAAUCUGUCAGGUUCGUAACGGACAUUGAAAACCUUGUUGUUACGGAAGUAACCGAAACCGCCGAAGGCAGUGGCGUUUUCACAGUAACCGUUGAUGUCGGCACACUUGCUGACAUGAAAACAUACUUAGAAAA
Molecule: messenger RNA, 2338 nt
Organism: Geodia barretti
Lineage: Eukaryota; Metazoa; Porifera; Demospongiae; Tetractinellida; Geodiidae
Source: the annotation of a GenBank genome assembly